ACUUUCUUGCAAUACCAUCUACCAGUGUAGCAUCCGAACAAAUGUUUAGCUGUGCAGGGCAUAUUAACAAUGAUGUUCGUACUUCAUUAGACCCAGACACAGUAACAGCAUUAAUGUGUUAG
This is a messenger RNA of Dentiscutata erythropus, 122 nucleotides long. The record is from the annotation of a GenBank genome assembly. Lineage: Eukaryota; Fungi; Glomeromycota; Glomeromycetes; Diversisporales; Gigasporaceae.